Lolium perenne is the source of this 3509-nucleotide messenger RNA. The record is from RefSeq and is a predicted model, not a curated record. NCBI's taxonomy places the organism in Eukaryota, Viridiplantae, Streptophyta, Magnoliopsida, Poales, Poaceae.
UUAUUAGGGAGUGUGUGCCCAGCCUCUUCUCUUUCCCUCAUUCCCCCAAUUUCUCUUGUCCAGCAUCUCCUUCCACUUCCCCUGAUCCUGAUCUUAUAGGGUUUCUCGCGGCGGCGCGGAAGUUGUAGAUCCCGGCGGUCCAAAUCACAGUUCCCCACCCAAAUCUCGUUCCCAAAUUGGGAGAGCCGCCCAUCCGCCUCCGCCGCCACGCUCCUCAACUUCCACCCCACACGCCUCCACUAAUCUCUACUAGUCGUCCUCCUCAAAUCAGGCCAAGUCUCAGCGCCUCCACCGCAACUCCCUCCUUGCAGCUUCAAAUUCCCUUUGAUUCCAGCAACCCCAAUCUCUCAUCUUGCGUGUCCACAACAAGCAUGUAACGUCAGUGAUUGCCCCCCACCCCAUACAAAGGCUUGAGCUUUACUAUCUCCCAGGGCUGCUAUUCAUCAACAAGGAAUUCGGUGAGUACGUGCUCAUCUUUUGUAUCCAGAAAAGCCGGGGAGAAUAGGAUAUCUGCUUGGAGUAUCGUGGUGAUUUUGGAUCAUUGAUGAGCCAGCACUCCUGGAAUGGGCAGCAACAACACAUUCCUCGUUCAGCUGCAUUCUCGUUUGCAUGCCAGUGGCUAGGUGCCCAUCAGGUGUUGGAUGAAAGGUUAGCACCAGGCUACAACCAUCAGAUGUUUGACAGAACAUCACGGGUGUUUGAUACGGUGUCAAACCACACCUACGCUCCACAAGAUCAUCCUAGAGUUUUGCUCAUACUUCAACCCUGCUAUCACUCUUCUCCUUAUUUUCCCACCAUACUAUCCACCACACCCACACCAAAAUUGCUUUACACAAACUCUCUUUAUCCACAUUCUGCAUCCACCAACGCUCUUACAACCACACCGUCAUCAGAAGCACAUGCACACAAGGAAGCUACCGUCAGCGAGCACAUGCCCCCCGUGUGGUCCUCGACAUCAAGCGACGAUUGGAUGAGCAUCAAGCUCAAUCACAGCGUUCGUUUGAUUCACUGCAAGGCGAGCUCUCCAAACUGCGGGACAGGUUAUCUUCUCUGACCACUUCCAUGCUACCCUUGCCAAUGUCAAGUACCACCACUACCUUGAUACCACCUGUGUGUUUUACACCAUCAUCCGGAAGCAUGACGACGGUUGCAUCUGCACCUUCAGUGUCCUCUAGUACGGCCACUGCUUCUGUCGCCCAAGAGAUGUUCGGUGAAAUGCCCCAGUCGUAUGGUUUCCAUAAUCUCAAUCGCCAAAGCCUUUUCCUAGCAGAUGGAACCGAGUAUACUUACUUUACUCUGCCGGCAGAUUAUCCCUUGGAGCAGGCUACUCCACCAGGGUCACCUUCAGCAGGGGAGAAUGUUGGUGUCACAGAUCGGUUGUCCAUAGGAGCACAAGCAGCAUGUCUGGCUCCAGUUCUUUCCUCCAAAGCCAACAACACUCCUGGUUCUGUGUCGCUGCUUGUUCCCAACCUGCAGCCGAAUGUGCAAGAUGCUCCCCAUGUGUUCAAGGAAAUGCAUGUAUAUAAUAUAUAUGAAGAACAAGAUUGUGCUUGCCUGAACAUUACCUCAGAUGUGCGGGAUUUCAAUCUUGAGCUGCUGCAGCAUGAUGAUGAGAGGGCAUGCAAUUGUCCAGUCCUAAAGGCCUCCGAAUCAUUUGCCACAAGUUCCAGCCAGCUCAAUACUGAGCAUAGUAGGAGAGACCUGAGACUCCUAUGGGAUCCAGGAGCUUCAGCAUUUCUAGUGACCCCUCAGUGAACUUAGCUUUCCACUGAUAUAUUAGCAUCUGAAAAAAUGAAUCUUGCUACUUGUUUUGUUGGAGGUGGUUGCAUAUCUAAACUGGAAAUUAGCUUGCUAUGAUAGAACUGCUAGCAUCCAGUAUAUGAGAAGGUGAGAUGUCUUUUGUGGCCAUACAAGCCUAUACACCAGGUCCUAUUGUUGGUACAAUUUUUCAUUUUAUUUUGCAGAAUGAUUGGUUUGUCGUAUUUUAGAGGAAAGUAAGGUCAUGGUAAUUUAACAACUGCUUUGGUGCUAAUGCAGUGCUAUGCACCAAUUCUUCUAUAAUUGGAAGAGGAUAAUGACAAACAAGUCUCUCAUACAAUGAAAUAAUACAAGGUUUCUUGAUGAUCUGGUGCCGGUGGGUGCAGUGAUGGCCAAGGCAGUUCCAGCAAGGAUGGAGGAAAUGUUGAGAAAGAGGCGGCAUCAGACGAUGAAUGGCUGGUUGUUGACCGACUGUUGGCACCGUGCCGAGAUGGCCAGUGUCGAGUACUUCAACCUCGUGUACCUUACAUGUGUAUUCUGCUGGCAGGAUAUGGAAAACCAUGAGGGAUGCAUGGGACAGAUUGAUCUCGACCAUACAUCAGUGGGCAAUUCUAUGCAAGACUGCUCUGGAAGUCACCUUGCAGCAAUACAUCUGGGAUAUGGAGCACAAGCGGGAGGAACUCCUUCAGAUAGCCUGGCACUAGUUCCCUCAGGAGGCGAGUGGACAAUGGCUGAGCUGCAACGCCAACUGCUCCUAACUAACUGGUUCUCCCCUCCAGUCGCCUUCCCCAACCCAGUCCAAGCCGGCAGCGGGUCCAAGUUUGAUGACAAAAUAUCUGUGCAAGACAUGCGGCAGUCUCAAGACAGAACGGAGUUGUUUCAUAUGGCCCUAUCCGCACGAGCUUUAUGAGGAAUUCCUUGUUAUUUCUUCCUGGCUUGAUGGAUUGAGUUGAACACAUCUAAGAGGGAUGAAUGGAAAUGUGUGUGGCAGAAUGGAGAGUAUUUCACUUCCAAGUAUUAUGCUUUAGUUCACGAGCCAUUGGUUGUAUGUCUGAGUACAAGAGAUCUAUUGAAGGGGAGCUGGAAAGUAACUGAUGAUAACCACUGUGAGUUGUGUCCUGGUAGAGAUUAUGAUGAUCGUCAACAUCUGUUCUUUGAGUGUAAUUUUAACCAAAGAAUUUAGAACUACCGUCAGAUUAAGUGCGAACCAGGAGAUGAUGUAUUACAAGUGGCUCGAAAUGCUAGGAGAAGCUUUAGCAAACUUUUUUCCCGUUGAAGUGGCUUUUAUAGCUUGAUAUAUGAGAGACUGGCUCUUACUAGGAUAACCAGGAAAGGCAGUAACUACUCUUGGAUUUUUAAUCAUGAUUCGCCACCUAUAUUAGCUGCUGAAGUGCUGGGAGAUCGAGCGGACAGCGAUUGAGGAGAUGCUGGCGAUCGAGGAACAGCGGGAGGAGAUGCCGGCGAUUGAUGGAGCAGUCUGGAUGAGAUGGCUGCUGGCGUGCUGGUUUAGCGACUGGAAGCAUGCCCAUUGCUCCGGCAGCUGGUUUAGCGAGGUUGCUGCUCAGGCAGGUGCUGGCGUGCUGGUUUAGCUGCAGGCGAGGACGGCUGCAGACCGGAUCGGGAUGCGGACGGGAGAUUGUGGACGACUCGAGCUACAAUCGAUUUGGAAUUAGAGAGUUUCUUGUAAGAAUUUGAAUUGUAGAGGGUGUCUUUGUAAAAUUGAUUUAGCUGAAUCGUUACAGGUGCUUGCG